CCGGUCUUCCGCGCGAUGGCGCGUGCAUUACUCCGGAAGACGCGCGCGGUCACGUGACUCAGUCAAGAUGGCGUCUGGACAGCAGUGGGUGUUGGUGGAGAUGGUGCAAGCGUUUUACGAGGCUCCAGCGUAUCAUUUGAUUUUAGAAGGGAUCCUCAUUUUAUGGAUCAUCAGACUGCUGUUUUCCAAAACAUAUAAACUUCAGGAGAGAUCAGACCUCACAGAAAAGGAGAAAGAGGAGCUGAUCGAGGAGUGGCAGCCCGAGCCGCUGGUCCCCCUCGUCUCUAAAGACCACCCCUCCCUCAACUAUGACGUGGUCACGGGGCCUCCAAGCCACAAAAUCAUUGUAAAUGGGAAAGAGUGCAUUAACUUUGCCUCGUUUAACUUCCUGGGUCUGCUGGACAGCGAGCGCGUGAAGCUGAAGGCAUUGUCGUCGCUAAAGAAGUACGGCGUGGGGACGUGUGGACCGAGAGGCUUCUAUGGGACCUUCGAUGUGCAUCUGGAGUUAGAGGAGCGCCUGGCCAAGUUCAUGAGGACAGAGGAGGCCAUCAUCUACUCGUACGGCUUCGCCACCAUCGCCAGCGCCAUCCCAGCCUACUCCAAGAGAGGAGACAUCAUCUUCGUCGACGAGGCGGCGUGUUUCUCCAUUCAGAAAGGCCUGCAGGCUUCACGCAGCUUCAUCAAAUACUUCAAACACAAUGAUAUGGAGGAUCUGGAGCGCCUUCUGAAGGAGCAGGAGAUCGAGGAUCAGAAGAAUCCACGCAAGGCGAAAGUAAUCCGGCGGUUCAUUGUGGUUGAGGGACUCUAUAUCAACACCGCUGAUCUCUGUCCACUACCUCAACUGGUGAAGCUGAAGUACAGAUAUAAAGUGCGAAUCUUCCUGGAGGAGAGCAUGUCUUUCGGAGUGCUUGGAGAACACGGGAGAGGCGUCACAGAGCAUUUUGGGGUCAACAUCGAUGAUAUUGACCUCAUCAGUGCCAACAUGGAGAAUGCGCUGGCGUCCAUCGGAGGCUUCUGCUGUGGACGAUCGUUCGUUAUUGAUCACCAGCGUCUGUCGGGUCAGGGUUACUGUUUCUCCGCGUCUCUUCCACCCAUGCUGGCUGCUGCUGCUAUCGAAGCCCUCAACAUCAUGGAGGAAGAUCCAGGCCUUUUCAGGGUGUUACGGGAUAAAUGCAAACGUGUCCACAAAGCACUACAAGGGACUCCAGGGCUGAAGGUGAUCGGAGAGCCGUUAGCUCCUGCUCUUCACCUGCAGCUGGAGAACAGCUCGGGAUCCAGAACAGAUGACCUGAAGCUGCUGCGAGCCAUUGUUGAUUACAGUUUGGACCGACAGAUCGCACUCACUUUGGCUCGAUACCUGGACAAAGAAGAGCGUUUUCUUCCACCGCCAAGCAUCAGAGUCGUGGUGACUGUUGAGCAGACGCAGGAUGAGAUCGAGACCGCAGCGCAGUGCAUUCGAGAAGCAGUGCUGAAGAUCCUCAAAUGAUGAGAGAUCAUGUGAGAGUCAUGAUGACCUUUGACCCUGAAGACCUCGACUGCACACAACUCGAAUGGAUGAAUACACUGAUUGUAUUAUAUUUAUGUUUUCCAUACCUGCUGUACAGAUAAUGUUGAUUAUUUUAGUCUUCAUUUCACAUUGAAAUAAAUGCAGCGCUGAGUUGGUGUGCACCGUCAAACCUCUUGAAUGUCUUGAAUAAUGAGAGCUCUUGACUACUCAACAAUAACUAUGCCCUAAAAAUAAUCAUUGUUUUAUAUAAAAAGUCAUUUUUUAGACACUAAUAUUUACAUUGCUUUGUUAGCUUUGACCAAAGAGUUGCUUCUUUACAUGUUUUCACAGUGUUUAUGCCCUGCAUACGAGUUGUUUCUGAAUCAAGCGUUUAUUCUUAGACUCCAUCGGUAACUGAAUGCAUUGAGUGCACUGGUCAAGAGACACCAAAUCUGAUCUGGUUCUGAAUCUGUCAACAUGUCAUGUGUUUUCAUAUAUAUUUUAAGAAUAAAACACGUUUCAGCUUUUAAA
This is a messenger RNA of Carassius carassius (crucian carp), 2017 nucleotides long. RefSeq names its product serine palmitoyltransferase, long chain base subunit 1 (gene sptlc1). The record is from RefSeq and is a predicted model, not a curated record. Gene Ontology annotation, biological process: ceramide biosynthetic process; sphingosine biosynthetic process. NCBI's taxonomy places the organism in Eukaryota, Metazoa, Chordata, Actinopteri, Cypriniformes, Cyprinidae. Gene Ontology annotation, molecular function: serine C-palmitoyltransferase activity; pyridoxal phosphate binding. Bases 68 to 1486 code for a protein of 472 amino acids. Gene Ontology annotation, cellular component: endoplasmic reticulum. The transcript has 16 exons.